AUGGACGCGUGCGUGAAUGAAUUGCGCGCCGAUUGCAUUUGUUGGCGGCGGCGCGAGGAAAAACGCGGCGACGGCGGCGCGCCGGCGCGGCGCUCAUGUCUAACACACAGAAAAUAUGAAAGAGACAUUGAAAGCAGACUGAGCGCAGGGAAUCAGGUGAAUGGUGCCUUGCAUGCCUUCAUGAGCAGCCAGAAAGUGUCUAAAAAGGCACGAUUGGUUGUACAUGGGGGGAGCUGGUUCCUACACUUAUGUAUGGAGUGUCCCGAGGGCGUGGUCCAAGAAGAUUCAUUCAAAGACAUUUAUGCCAAAUUCUUCCCACACGGAAACUCGGCGCUGUACGCUCACUAUGUGUUCAAAGCCUUCGACGUGAAUUGCAGUGGAGCUAUCAGCUUUAGAGAGCUACUGGUGACCCUGUCCACGUUGCUGCGAGGGUCAGUCUAUGAGAGAUUACGCUGGGCCUUCCGACUUUACGACGUAGAUGGAGACGGCGCUAUUACCAGGCAGGAGCUGGCUGAGGUGGUAGUGGCUGUACACGAAUUACUUGGAAGACGAGCGCCUCCAGGGUCGCCGGCCUCCCGGCUUGACGACGCAAAGGCAAAUGAACAGGUGGACCGCGUAUUCAGUAAGCUGGAUCUUAACCAAGACGGCGUGAUCACGAUCGAGGAGUUCUUAGAGUCGUGCCUGAAGGACGACGUCAUCACUAAAUCGCUGCAGAUGUUCGACACGGUGCUAUGACGUCAGACCGACGACGCGCCGCCUGCCAGGAGCGAGGCGAAGCGCUACCGUUUUCCCGUUUGCACUUGUCCCGCAGAGCAAACCCAGGUGUGGCGCUGGCGAGCUGCUGCGACUCACGCUCUCACUCUACUUGACCGCUUUUACCGCGCCGUCGUACGCCCGAGGCUGCGAUCUGUUCUUUUCGCGCACUUCUAGAUCAUUCUGCCAGUUUCUAGAAUCUUCUGAACCGUCAAACGCGCGCGUCCCAUUUACGUUUUAAUUUACGUUCUAUGACAUUGUACGUCUUUCAAUAUGGUUCCUCAUUAACAAAUUUUGUUGAAGUUUAAGACA
This is a messenger RNA of Hyposmocoma kahamanoa, 1065 nucleotides long. Its product is annotated as Kv channel-interacting protein 1-like. The record is from RefSeq and is a predicted model, not a curated record. The coding region runs from base 1 to 735 and encodes 244 amino acids. Gene Ontology annotation, molecular function: calcium ion binding. The transcript is spliced from 8 exons. NCBI's taxonomy places the organism in Eukaryota, Metazoa, Arthropoda, Insecta, Lepidoptera, Cosmopterigidae.